CUGGAAGAGAAAGAACAUCGUGAGCAGGAAGAAGCGAGGAAGAGGACAUCUCCGGCGCCAACCCCAUUGGAACCCACUGUCAUGAUACCGCAGACAGAUAAUACAGACGGGCAUCAUCUACCCAGCACCACUCAGACAAAUGGGAGCCCUGGACAGCAAGGCUUAACUCUGGAGUUGCCAUCCCAAAAUGGGCUUGACCCCGACUCUGAAUCUCCGCAGGCGGAGAUGAGUACUUGGAUGCGAGUGAUCAAUGCUGCUGCUGCGUCCGCCCUCACCCCCCAAGACCCCGCGGAAGACCAGCCUGCACUCAUCAGCAAAGGCAUGACACGAGCCAUGACGAUGCCAGCCGGGCCCCCGCACAGCGCCUCGGAAGGAACUGUCACCCUGCGUAGCAAAGAGGCGAAGGAGAAGGACCGGGAGAAACGUUUCAGUUUUUUCAAGAAGAAUAAAUAGGAGUCCUUGGUGGGAGAGGGGCAGGGGGGCUCUGCUGCUGUUGGCAAAAUCUGUACAGGCCUGAGCAGUGAUAUGGGGUGUGGCGAGGGGCUUGAGUUCGGCAAGGGGAGCCAGGUUGGGGGUGUAACCAAAGUGGCCGUCGCUCUUUUCUUAAAAUUCCUGCAGAUUGCAUGAAGCAUCUCUGACGUUUACAAGGAAUGCCUUCCGUUCCAGGCCCCCUUCCUUCCCCGUAACAAAGAGAAACCAAAACCAUCGUCUUGGUUGAAACAGGAGGGUGACCACAGUGGCAAAGACGGUUAUGGAGGUGCAAAAGGGUGGGGAAAGACCUCCCCAGGAAUGGGGCAGCAGAUUGUCAGAUGCUGGACAUCUAGUGGGGAUUGGGGGGGGGCGGUGCGGUGUCCGUGGGUCUGGGCUAACAGGCCACAGAAAGAGAGGUGGCAUGGGGCUGAUCCCAGACUGGCGUUUUUAACGACGUUGGCCUUUUUGUGGGUUCUGGUAGAAGCGACACCCUUGGAAGUUCCACAGGUACAAAAUUCAGGCUUCCAGAGUCGAUUCUACUACCUUUGCUCACUCUCUUCCUCCUCCUCCUCCUUUUCCGUCAUCUCUGCUCCAAGGCUGUUAAGAUUCUCUCUCCUCCCUCUCUGCAGGCAAAAUCUUGUUGGAAUAAAAAAAAAAAGGAAACAGUCUAUGCGCCACUUCGGCCCCGCGCAAACCCAAGAAAAGCCUCUUCUAAACAUCCGAACAAUCCCCCUCCCCCUUUCAAAGUCCCGUCUGUAUACACACUUCAUGUGCACGCACACACACCCUCUAAAAAUCGAACCGAGGAUGCGCAACGCUGUGCCGUUCGUCCCCGGAGCUUAAGCACUGCUUGUGCGUCUGUAGUUUAGGAAGUGCGCCUCCUUCGGUGGGAAAUGAAGCCGGGCCAAGAAUGCUGAGCUUGCAAUGUGCCUGGUGCUCUUCGCACAUAUUUCUACGGCUUGCCGUAUCCUGGAGGCAACAAGGUAUGGAGGCAGGAGGGCAAAAACAUUGGGGAGGAUGAUACCCCAAUGUCUUGAGACUGGGCUGCCCGCCCGCCAAAGUUGCCUCCCGCUUCCUAAAAGUUCGAAUCUCUUAGGCGCUCCAGAAUAAGUGGGGGAUCGUCCGUGAUCAUCCCCGAUGCUUGCUAAGAGGUUCUCAUAGGAAACCUGAGCUAGAUCCCUCUCGACCCAGGGAGCAGCGAUCAAUGCCAUCCUCCCCCCCACUUUGCUUUAAAAUCCCCCCCCCAAUCCACGCCAAACAUGGCAGCGCUGUUAUCACCAAUUCUGUUUUGGAUUUUGCAUUCUUUGGGCAAAACUUCCCCCCCGACUAGCACCCUCCAGCCCGGGCAAUGCCGGCUGAGAAAAUCGGAAGGCGAGGUUCCAAUGCACUUGAUGGAUCUCCAAGGUUGGGAAGGCCAGUUUCAUAGCCUCCCUCCAGCCACUAUUCUAUGCAAAAUUCAUCGACCCAUAGACCCCCCCCCCUUUUGUUAAGUCCUCAGAAUUAGGACAAAAAAAAAAUCUUCCUACCAAUAAAGAUCGCCAAGUGGUGGAGUUUCCUUUCCUCAGGCAAACAGCAUCGCUCUCCAGUUGAUCACUUAAGAAAUUUUAAAAUUGUCCCCUGUGGCUACGUGUCACAGAUCUCUCCCCCCCACCCCAGUGAGCCCAUGCUCUACCAAUGGCAGAAGAGAACAGCUUGCAGGACCUAACAUAGAAACAGGAAGGUGAAAAUUUUCCCUAGAGCUGCUGUAUUGCCAUGAAAUUCUCACUCAUCCACUGACAAGCACCCAGGUUGGCACAUUGGAUUGGCUGGACAGUUGCUUGCCAGGGUUUCAUGGACCUCCCCCACUCUUCUCUUCCUAUCUCCCUGGUCUUGGUCCCUGGACCUGGGUGUGCCUUCCAUUUGUCCUCUGAUUGUCGCCCUGCAUUGCCACCUCGCCUCUGCAGCCUUGCCUGGCGCAGAGAGCAUCGCCUCUCUUCCCUUCGGGCACAAAGGACGCCGAAAAGCAAGUCUUGGGCGCACGGAUGGAGUUGCAGAAAGACCCAGAGGGACGGCCUGCCUGCCUUACGAUGUGCAGGAAUGUUGUUCUUUUUUUUCUUUUCCAUGCUGCUUAGAGGAGGGGAGGGGGGGAAAGAGGCCUGGCCUACAAGUGAAACACCCUUGCCUUCUCGGCACGCCCCCUCAAGGGCCCCCAGCAGUGUUCUCUGUGCUUGUUGGGGACUGUUAUCCAUGUUUGCAGUGACAUCUGUUUCAAUAUUUUUUUUGGGAGAAAUAAAAAAAAGAAUCUGUG
This is a messenger RNA of Thamnophis sirtalis, 2758 nucleotides long. The record is from RefSeq and is a predicted model, not a curated record. Lineage: Eukaryota; Metazoa; Chordata; Lepidosauria; Squamata; Natricidae.